UAGUUGAACAGUCAACGAAUAAAGAAGUCAAGAAGGGUGACUGUACGGCGAACGAACGAAGCUUUUUUUUCUAUUCAUUUUUGAUAAAACACGCUUUACAAAGAAGAAUUUCUUCAUUUUUGAGAUGGCUUUUCAACGUCCAUUUUUGAUCUCGCUGAAGAGGGGUGAUUCCAGUCAGAAAUGGGGGUUCAGCAUCAAAGGCGGGAAAGAAUACCAGGAACCUCUGGCGAUUCAAACCGUAAAUGAGGACAGCCUUGCUGAAAGAUGUGGACUGAGGGCAGGCGAUGAAGUUAUCCAAGUUGGGCGAGUUAAUGUCCAAGAUCUGACUCUUGGACAGGCAUAUGAAGUUCUUGCCAGAUGUGGGAACAAGAUUGAAAUGUUUGUCAUUAGAGAGGAUUUGCUGUCGCCACGAAAAGGCAAGGAGCCUGCAGUAGUCAAAGCUGUGGUUCAUAACCCAUACAAUUCUCCAUUAUCACUGUACUCGACGGAUAACAUCGCAGAGACUCUAGCUAAACAGACCGAGGUAUUGACUGAGGGCCACAUUUCGGAAGAGGAGGAAGGACCCGAGAACUUAAGUUUUAAACAGAAAUCAGCUGUUUUUCAAUUGUUGGAGGAACAAGCAAAGCAAGAUUCCUCUCAACCGCAACAAUAUAGCAGACCAUCUGUGCAAAGUGUUGUUUCAAAACCAAAAGCAGCUCCCCCGCCACCGCCCAAACCUAAACCACCCUCGAGUGAGCAUCUUCAUAACGGAUACGAUUCUCAUCCAGUUCAAAGACAACAGAAUUACCAAGACCAGCAAAAAUCUACGUCUCGCACUGAGUACCAAGUAUCUUCUCAAAAAGUGAUUAACCAAUAUCAAUAUCAACAAGAUCAACCUGUGCAGUAUCAAUCUUCAGUGCACCAAAGUUACCAGAAAUCUCCAGGGUACCAGUCACCAUCUUUGGAAAAGCCUCAGUCUCCAAGUUUUCAAUCUCCAAAUUACCAGCAAAAGAAUUACCAAAAUACUUACCAGCAGUCGACCUAUCAGCAAUCGCCAGGUUAUCACUCACCAGGCGUCCAGUACCAGCAACAUCCAGGUUAUCACUCACCAGGCGUUCAGUACCAGCAACAUCCAGGCUAUCAGUCACCAUCAACUCCCACUUAUCAGCCUCUGAACCAGAUAAAUUAUCAGCAAGCACAAAAUAUUCAGAACAGAGAGCAAGUUCAUUCACCGAGCCAUAUUUCUGGUCACCAAAGUCAACCACAACAAAAACAGCAAGUCUCUCAGCAAAGUUAUCAAAAUCAAAAGCAACAACAAGCUCCUUCUAAUAUUUCAAGAGCUGAAUUUAAAAUUGGUCCUCCUCCACCGCCUCGUGGAACAUCAGCAAAACAAGACAGUGGAAAUAUGACUGCGGUUUACCGCCAACAGUAUGAACAGCAUUUGCAGCAGCAGUAUCAGCAGGAGCAGAUGUAUAUGAACCAAUUGGAACAGGAGGAAAGGCGUAAAGCCCACAUAGUCAAUGGAGAUAUCUUCGAGCACAAUUCAACAUCGGGCACUCCCAUCACUUACAAAGCCCCACCUGUUGCUCCUCCGAAGCCUAAUUGGCCCCCACCGCCAUCCCAGGCAGAAAUGUGGCGAGGCCCAGCACCAUCCUCUCCAACUGGUAUGAGGACAGUUGGAUCUGUUUGGCCACCGAAGAAAUCUACAGCUACUGAUUUGCCAAGGACAGGGUUUAAUCCAGCAGCCGUACGAGAACAAGGUACUGGAAGAAGAUGUGUCUGGCCACCACCAAAAUCGGAAGACGAGUUGAGAAGUGGCCGCAAUACUCCUCAAUCGCCCGUCACUGGACGACGUAUUCAAUGGAAUCCUUCACCUUCACCCCCAGUCACCCGUCGAACCAUCUCACCAGCAAGAAGGAAAGAUAUUAACUGGCCUCCCCCCUCCCCAAACAGCAUGAGUCAAGACAAAGAAAACUUUUUCCGCCCCAGCCCCCGAUUGUCCCGUAAAGCUAAUUUUGAUGAUUAUGUCAAAGAACAUGCUUCAGUUAACGUGCCCCAAACUUACAGGCCCCCUCCUGGAACCCAGCACGUUGAGUACCGUUAAAAUUUGAUCAAGUCCAUUUCUGGUGGGGAGUUUUACGUGCAUUUUACAUUUAGUUUCUUUACAAAUGGUUGUGUCGUUACACGUUCUUGGUGUUUUGCUUAAACUUGUACGUUUUAAUUUAUAGAGAUAGAUCUAUUUUGAAUGAUUCGUCCAUUUAUCAUUAAUUUGCUGCAUAAUGGCAACUUGCAUAAGCGCGAAAGAAUUGUAUUUGUCCGUUACCAUUUGGAAUUCUAAAAAUGCCAGAUACUUGUAGCAAGUAGCCACCGACGAACAUUCUUGACCUCACUCUGUGGCCUGUUAAAAAAAAUCUCGAUUCUGAACAUCUGCUUUCCGAAGAUUAUUCAGUGUGUAGAGACCUCAUAAUAAAAUAUAUUUACACACAGCCUACGUUCUUAUCUUUCUUCGGCAAAAUCCAUACUCUUAAUUUUUGCAUCGAGUUAUACCAAAGAAUUCAGUGCGUAAAGUUAAUUCAAACCUCACUUAUUUUUUUUUCUCAGUAAUAAAUAAAAUGAAUUAUUUGAAAAUAUGCGUUCUGUUCUGAUAAAUAGUUUAUUUUAACGGCUGCAAAGUGAGGUCUACAAAUGCGAUGUUUGAUCUAAAAGAUAACGAAUCCCAUAAUAAUUGAAACUUGAACGGCUUAUUUAUUGUAUAAAAUUAGCAUUUUACUAACGUAGCAAUUUCUGGAAAAUCUAUUUUGAGUAUAGUUUGCUCAAUGUCUUUGUAAGAAUAGAUUUCUGUACUGCUCUCAGCACGAACUGUUGUCAUGAAGUAUACGUUCUUCUUCCAAUUACCUAUAAUUUUCAUUUCAAAACGUUUUGAAUCUAUUUCUAUCGCACAAUUUCACUCAAUCAUUUUAAAUCAACCUUGAUAAGCCAAAACCUUUUUUCUCUUCAUCUUUUUCUAACCUAUUUCCGUUGCUGGUGUGACCUAAUUCGUGUUUCCAGUCCUACCCCCGUCUUGAUACAUCAGGACUUGAGCCAACAAUCCACUAGCAGGGCUUUUUGAUAAAAGCUGAGUGAAUCCAUUAGCUGCUAGCCAAUCUUCCUGGACAAGGAAAAGCGAUGGGAUCACGAUGCGUAGGAAACGCGGAUCUCACCGCAACAGCUACUGGAUUUCUUCUUUGAUCUCUGCGCUCCUGCCUCUCGAAUAAUAAACUUUACUCUGAACUUUUUCUUGUAAAAUGAUGUUUUCUCUUCUCUUUUGCAGACUAAUGUAUAUGUUCAUUUAGCUCUUAAAUGUGGAAUCUGACUUUUCUCUAUAAAUUUGGAGCUGCUGUUUCUGUGAUAAAGCAAAUAAAGUUUAUUAUUUGACAAA
Molecule: messenger RNA, 3397 nt
Organism: Uloborus diversus
Lineage: Eukaryota; Metazoa; Arthropoda; Arachnida; Araneae; Uloboridae
Exons: 12
Coding region: 125-2083 (652 amino acids)
Biological process (GO): actin cytoskeleton organization; muscle structure development
Cellular component (GO): filamentous actin; adherens junction; stress fiber
Molecular function (GO): muscle alpha-actinin binding; actin binding
Source: RefSeq, a predicted model, not a curated record